Messenger RNA from Momordica charantia (bitter melon), 3264 nucleotides. RefSeq names its product AMP deaminase, putative / myoadenylate deaminase (gene FAC1). The record is from RefSeq and is a predicted model, not a curated record. Gene Ontology annotation, cellular component: cytosol. Gene Ontology annotation, biological process: AMP metabolic process; IMP salvage. Lineage: Eukaryota; Viridiplantae; Streptophyta; Magnoliopsida; Cucurbitales; Cucurbitaceae. Gene Ontology annotation, molecular function: AMP deaminase activity.
CGGCACAGGGCAGAGUAGGAGAGAGAAAGCUCGUAGUGUCCAUCUCUUUCUCUCGCUCUCUCUCUGUAGUCUCUGCGCUCUCUCUGGUAUCUCUUCUCUAUAAAUAUCGUAGCAGAGCCUCCUUCGUUCGAAUAAAUCGGUGCCCUGUUAAUAAUUUGGCCUUCGCGUACUGUUUUUGUAAGGAUUCCUACCUCUGUCUCUGGUUCGACGUGUCGUUUUCCCGCUGUGAAGAGAUAGGGAACUCCAAUGGAUACUUAUCCGCUGCACAUGGCCAUGGCGGCUCUCAUAGGGGCCUCCGUCGUCGCUGUUUCCGCGUAUUACAUGCACCGGAAAACCCUAACUCAGCUGCUUGAGUUUGCCAAGACUGUGGAGAGGGAGAGGGACCGGGAGGAUAGCUUGGAGGUGGACUCGAAGAAGCAGCGCAGUCAUGUGCGCCGGAAGGGGAGCGGUUACAAUCGGCGGGGCUCGGCUUCUCUGCCGGACGUUACUGCUAUUUCCAGCGGGAUUGAUGGCGAGGAGAAGCGAAGUGCCUCGGUGCUGCUGGACGUGAUUCCUGCUGGGCUGCCGAGGCUGCACACACUUCCUGAAGGGAAAAAUUCUACAAAGAGAUCAAUCAGGCCCACUUCACCGAAGUCGCCUAUUGCAAGUGCGAGUGCCUUUGAGAGUGUUGAAGGAUCUGAUGAUGAUGAUGUUGAUGAUAUGAACGAGGAUACAAAAUUAAAUUCAGCAUAUCUGCAUACUAAUGGAAGUGCGAAUCCUGAAUGUAAAGGCAUAUUUGAAAAUCUGCCCGACCACAUUAAUGCCAGUGGAGAACAGAUAGCCUUGGCUGCUUCAAGUAUGAUUCGAUCUCAUAGUAUAUCUGGUGAUCUUCAUGGUGUUCAGCCUGAUCCAAUUGCAGCUGAUAUUUUGAGGAAAGAGCCGGAGCAAGAGACUUUUGUACGGCUCAAAAUUACCCCAUCUGAGGUACCAUUACCUGAUGAAGUUGAAUCAUAUCUUGUUCUUCAAGAAUGCCUUGAGAUGCGAAAAAGAUAUGUAUUCCGGGAAGAUGUUGCUCCAUGGGAGAAAGAAAUCAUAUCUGACCCCAGUACACCAAAACCUAAUCCAGAUCCAUUUCAAUACUCUCCGGAGGGCAAGUCUGAUCAUCAUUUUGAGAUGGAAGACGGGGUCAUUCAUGUCUAUGCAAACAAAGAUUCGAAGGAAGAACUUUUUCCUGUUGCUGAUGCAACCACCUUUUUUACUGAUCUUCAUCACAUACUUAGAGUCACUGCAGCAGGAAAUAUUAGAACUCUAUGCCACCAUCGACUGAACCUUCUCGAACAGAAAUUCAAUCUUCAUCUGAUGCUUAACGCGGACAAGGAAUUUCUAGCUCAGAAAAGUGCUCCACAUCGUGACUUUUAUAAUGUCAGGAAAGUUGAUACUCACGUUCAUCACUCGGCAUGCAUGAACCAGAAACAUCUCUUAAGAUUUAUAAAGUCCAAGUUGAGAAAAGAGCCUGAUGAGGUUGUAAUAUUUCGGGAUGGUACAUAUUUGACCUUGAAAGAAGUGUUUGAGAGCUUGGAUUUAUCUGGGUACGACUUAAAUGUUGACCUCUUGGAUGUUCAUGCUGACAAGAGCACAUUUCAUCGCUUUGAUAAGUUUAAUCUUAAAUACAACCCCUGCGGUCAAAGUAGACUCAGGGAGAUUUUCCUAAAGCAGGAUAAUCUAAUUCAAGGCCGUUUCCUUGGCGAGCUGACCAAACAAGUGUUUUCUGAUCUUGCCGCAAGUAAAUAUCAGAUGGCUGAAUACCGGAUAUCUAUAUAUGGAAGGAAGCAAAGUGAAUGGGAUCAACUGGCCAGUUGGAUAAUUAAUAAUGAUUUGUACAGCGAUAAUGUCGUAUGGUUGAUCCAGCUGCCACGACUUUACAAUGUGUAUAAGGAAAUGGGUAUUGUGACUUCAUUCCAAAACAUUCUUGAUAACAUCUUUAUUCCGUUAUUUGAGGUGACGGUAGAUCCAGAUUCACAUCCCCAGCUGCAUGUUUUCUUGAAACAGGUUGUUGGUUUGGAUUUGGUUGAUGAUGAAAGCAAGCCUGAAAGACGCCCUACCAAGCACAUGCCGACGCCUGCUCAGUGGACGAAUGUGUUCAAUCCCGCAUUCUCAUACUAUGUCUAUUACUGUUAUGCCAAUCUCUAUACAUUAAACAAGCUUCGUGAAUCGAAGGGAAUGACCACUAUAAAUCUUCGUCCACAUUCUGGAGAGGCGGGUGAUAUUGACCACCUUGCUGCAACUUUCCUAACUGCUCAUAGCAUUGCACAUGGAAUCAAUUUGAGGAAGUCUCCAGUGCUUCAGUAUUUAUAUUAUCUAGCCCAGGUUGGUCUGGCUAUGUCUCCACUGAGCAAUAACUCCCUAUUUCUGGACUAUCACCGAAAUCCCUUUCCCAUGUUCUUCUCUCGUGGUCUUAAUGUCUCUCUUUCUACUGACGACCCUCUUCAAAUCCACUUGACAAAAGAACCUCUGGUGGAAGAAUAUAGCAUUGCUGCUUCGGUGUGGAAGCUAAGUUCUUGUGACCUAUGUGAAAUAGCCCGCAAUUCUGUCUACCAAUCAGGUUUCUCUCAUGCUCUGAAGUCACAUUGGAUUGGAAAAGAAUAUUACAAGAGAGGACCAGCAGGAAAUGAUAUUCAUAGAACGAAUGUGCCACACAUUAGGGUGGAAUUCCGUGAUACGAUCUGGAGAGAGGAAAUGCAGCUGGUUUAUCUGGGAAAGGCCAACGUUUCGGACGAGAUUGAAAAAUGAAGAAUGACAGGGAAAUGCUUUAAACCACAUUGGAAUAUUUAUAUGUCUAUUGAUGGUGGUUCGAAGAUUCAAUUAUUUGUUGAUCGCGCCUCAACGAAGGAGCUGGGUUUUGAUUCAUCUGGUUGUGAAGGGACGAAGUUUAUGUGUACAUUCUCCAAUCCUGGAAAUGGAGAAAUUACAAACGGUAGCGGAGGGUUCGUCUUGCAGAAGCUAUGAUAUGGGCAUAAUUUUACAUUGUUCAUGUGACAAACUUUUUUUCUGGAAGAGAUUGACACUUUAGAUCUCGAAGGACAAUACUAAUAUAUAUAUAUAUACAUACAUAUAUAUAUAUAUAUAUAUGUACGUAGCUUAAAUAAUCUUAAUGUUGGAAAAUAAUAAGGGGACGUAACAAUAAAGUUAGUGUUUUCCCACGGUUGGAAGGGGAAAAGGCUCCCUCUAAAUCCAUUUUUGACUAUCUUUAGGUUUAUAAAUUUUAAUUUAAGCAUUUGCUCGUAA